Molecule: messenger RNA, 204 nt
Organism: Saccharomyces cerevisiae S288C
Lineage: Eukaryota; Fungi; Ascomycota; Saccharomycetes; Saccharomycetales; Saccharomycetaceae
Gene: YHR212W-A
Exons: 1
Coding region: 1-204 (67 amino acids)
Source: RefSeq, marked reviewed
AUGCCUUAUCACUAUUUAUUUUUGGCACUCUUCACCUACCUGGCCACGUCCAAUGUUGUUUCAGGAAGUACACAAGCAUGCCUGCCAGUGGGCCCGAGGAAAAAUGGGAUGAAUGUCAACUUUUAUAAAUACUCAUUACUGGAUUCAACAACGUAUUCCUACCCGCAAUAUAUGACUUCUGGAUAUGCCUCGAAUUGGAAUUAG